This is a messenger RNA of Cutaneotrichosporon oleaginosum, 2461 nucleotides long. RefSeq lists its product as uncharacterized. The record is from RefSeq and is a predicted model, not a curated record. NCBI's taxonomy places the organism in Eukaryota, Fungi, Basidiomycota, Tremellomycetes, Trichosporonales, Trichosporonaceae.
CUCAAGGUCACAUCUCUCCGGACCCGCGCUACCUUUUCUGUCCUUCUCGACCUCCCAUCCUCCGUAUUUCGUUCCCCAUCGUCCGCUCCCCUGUCACUCCUGGCCACUAUCUCCUUCACACCUCAACAUCAUCCUUCCGCCGUGUAACCAGCUUACGCAGUUUCCUCUACGUUGGUCCCAUGUCCGCUGAGGUGGGCGGCCGUGGAGGCGCCCCAACACGAGGUGGUGCAGGAAGGGGGCGAGGCGGCCCUCCACCAUUAGGUAGUGGGACUGACCGCCCCGAGAGCUUGGCACGAGGAGGCGGUCGCGGAGGUGGACGCGGAGGUGGACGCGGAGGAACCAGCCCCUCAAGCGGGCGAGGUGGCACGGGGCGAGGCGGGGGAGGCGGCCGCGGGAGUGGCAGCGGGCGCGGAGGGUAUCGCGGAGCACCAAGGCCUCGGAAGCGGUUCGUGGACGAUGGUCUGCCACCCACGGUCGGUUCAAUCGAUAAGGGUCCGCGCAAGAUGUCGCGCGAGCAGCGACAGAACUCUGAGUACAUACAGAACACGACUUGGUCUAAGCCACCGCCGCCGCCGUCAAGCGGCAACGCUCAGCCACUGGGACCUCGCAAGGGCAAGUGGUCUAUGGCGCCGUCUCAAACCGGCUUUGAGAAUGCUCAGGCGUCGUCCUCACGAGACACGCUCCAUGCCCCCGGACCUUCGCGACCGCAUGCGUCCCUCCCACAGCGGCCUACAGGCCCUAAUGUUUAUCCUCGUGAGGCAUCGCCCGCCGCCUCUCAAGCAGGCGCGCAUAUGGCUAGCCAGGAUGCCCCUCACGCUGGCACUGGCACUCGCAAUCCCGCCCCACCCGUCGCCUCCUCGUCUAACACCCGUGCUACCGCAGAUACGAGGGAUCGACCCGUCUCUGCAUCCGGGAGCGCAGUCCCAUUACGCAGUGUAGCGGAACGGGAGAGGUCGACUGGCCCUAAGCACGCGCUCGGGAAAGUAGACGCUAUCCCCGUGACAGUAGCACGAAAUACUGCACCCGCGACAGCGAAGCAGCUCGCAGAACCACUUAUUUCCACUGAGCCACCAGCUGAACCCCCGAAGCCACGGUUCAAUCCUCGCAACUACAACGCGAGGCCUAAUCAGCCGAAGCGACCCACGCCGCCGCCGCCGCCGCCUCCAAGCCCUCCUCCACCCGCAAAGCCACAGUUGCCACGCUCACCACCUGCGGCUUCGCGGCCAUCUGCAGCGCCGGCGCCAUCGCUCCCUUCUGUCCCGGCUCCUCGUCAGCCCGUCGCGCCUGCAGCUCCCCAGACCGUUCAGGCCCCUACACGCUCUGCACCCUCGUGGUCUGUGCGGCCGCCAUCACCAGUCCCGGUAGCGAUGCCCGUACCAGAGGAGAAGCCUAUGGAGGACGAGAUUGAUUCGGAGGAGGACAUCAAGAUGGAGCGUGAGGUCCUCCCCCGAGUCAGUUCUCCUCCGCCUGCUCCCGUCGCCCCCGCCGCUCCCGCUCCACCAGCCAUGUCCGGCGUUGCCGCUUUCUUUAUCAAAGACACUCCGAAGGAAUGCUGGCGAUACCCGCUGGAAUCGAAAGUCGCCGCUCGCAAAGCCUUCCAAAUCACAGCGAGGAAACAGCUGCAGCGAGAAGGCAAGAGGGCGACGCGGUACCGGUGGCGGGACGACGGGCUGGCGAUCGACUGGGUGCGCGUUGCGCCUGUCGCGCGGCGCGCAUCGUACGACGACGAGGAGAUUCAGGUGCUCGAGAACCCGCCGCCCGCUCCAAUACCAACUUUCGUGCUCGAGGACUCUCCUGAGCCCGAGCCGCGGCCGCCGCCGUCGUCGAGUUCCACCGGCGAGGGCAAACGCUGGUCGCCGUACUCACCGCCUGUGGCCAAGCGCUUGAGGGUGUACGAGCCGCCCGAGUGGCAGUCCACUGCCGGCGGCUGGCUCGACGGGGGCGACCAUGGCAAGCUCGUAUCCUCUUCCCCUGCAGCCUCCAACUCGGCGCUGCCGGAGGCACGCUACGUGACCGCGGAUCCGUAUGCGCACCAUGCGGGCAGUGCUCCACCUGGGGCGCGACAGCCAGACUUGGCGCGGCAGCCCGGGAGCUCGGUGCCGCCUGAUCGGCAACCGGGAAGUUCGGUGCCGCCUGAUCGGCAGCCUGGAAGCUCGGUGCCGCCUGAUAGGCAUCCCGGAGGAUCAGUCCCGCCCGAUCGCCGGCAGCCAGGGAGUUCAGUGCCUCCCGAGGCGACACGGGCAAGGAGCUCUGUGCCGCCGGACGCUCUGCUCGAGAUCCGUGCGCAGAUGCAAGCAUUGGAGGAGGAGAUGGGCGCGCGCAUGAGGGCGUUGCAGGAGCAGAUGUUGGCGGCGAUGCAGCAGGAUCCAGAGUAACCCGCAGGGUUGGAGUAAGGUUGUACACCAAUGCAUAUGUAAGCAUGCUACAAGAUCUUGCCUGGUACUCGUUUGCAAGUAUGGCU